CUGUGCCCUAAAACCCUCAGCUCAGCCUCCGAUUCUGUCGGCCUCAGUGAGGGAAAGGAGAGAAAAAGAGCAAUUAAUGGCGAAGAAUAAGACGCUGAUCGCCGUGGGGUUUGAGGGGUCGGCGAACAAGAUCGGCGUGGGGGUCGUCGCCCUCGACGGCACCAUCCUCUCCAACCCUCGCCACACCUACAUCACGCCGCCUGGCCACGGGUUUCUUCCCCGGGAGACCGCCCACCACCACCUCCGCCACGUCCUCCCCCUCCUCCGCUCCGCCCUCGACGACGCCGGCAUCACCCCCGCCGACGUCGACUGCCUCUGCUACACCAAGGGGCCCGGCAUGGGCGCCCCCCUUCAGGUCUCCGCGGUGGCCGUCCGCGCCCUCUCCCAGCUCUGGGGGAAGCCCAUCGUCGCCGUCAACCACUGCGUUGCCCACAUCGAGAUGGGCCGGAUCGUCACCGGGGCCGAGGACCCUGUCGUGCUUUACGUCAGUGGAGGGAACACUCAAGUCAUAGCGUACAGCGAGGGAAGGUACCGAAUUUUCGGGGAGACUAUUGACAUCGCUGUUGGUAAUUGCCUGGAUCGUUUUGCUAGGGUUCUUACCCUGUCCAAUGAUCCCAGUCCCGGAUAUAACAUCGAGCAGCUUGCAAAGAAAGGAGAGAAGUUCAUAGAUCUUCCCUAUGUUGUCAAGGGUAUGGAUGUUUCAUUUAGUGGCAUAUUAAGCUAUAUUGAAGCGACUGCAGUUGAGAAGCUUAAAAACAAUGAAUGCACACCAGCAGAUCUCUGUUACUCCUUGCAGGAAACGCUCUUUGCUAUGCUUGUGGAGAUCACUGAACGUGCAAUGGCACAUUGUGAUACGAAGGAUGUCCUAAUUGUUGGUGGUGUAGGAUGCAAUGAACGCUUGCAAGAGAUGAUGAGGAUAAUGUGCUCAGAGAGGGGAGGCAGACUGUUUGCAACUGACGAUAGAUACUGUGUCGACAAUGGAGCAAUGAUAGCAUACACUGGUCUCCUUGCGUUUGCACAUGGCAUGACCACACCAUUGGAGGAAUCAACAUUUACUCAGAGGUUCCGCACUGAUGAAGUUCAAGCAAUUUGGAGAGAGAAAAGUAUCUGCGGAGAGUAGCAGAAUUUAAAGAAUGUUCUCCUAAGUCAUGCAGGAAAAACAACAUAUACAUACCCAGGCAUUGUUGUCCAAAUGUUCCAUUGUUUUAAUUCCCAGCCACAAACAUUGUUAAUUGGCUCAGUAACUUAUUGUAACAUUGCUCUUUCUGCUUUCACAUCUUUUCUUUUAAUGGUAUAAGAAUGAUGGUGCAUUUUGAUGAA
Molecule: messenger RNA, 1320 nt
Organism: Musa acuminata subsp. malaccensis (wild Malaysian banana)
Lineage: Eukaryota; Viridiplantae; Streptophyta; Magnoliopsida; Zingiberales; Musaceae
Source: RefSeq, a predicted model, not a curated record